This is a messenger RNA of Thalassophryne amazonica, 1098 nucleotides long. RefSeq lists its product as uncharacterized. The transcript has 7 exons. Gene Ontology annotation, cellular component: membrane. NCBI's taxonomy places the organism in Eukaryota, Metazoa, Chordata, Actinopteri, Batrachoidiformes, Batrachoididae. Bases 306 to 1055 code for a protein of 249 amino acids. The record is from RefSeq and is a predicted model, not a curated record.
UUCAGUGGGAUUUUACGUCGAGAUCAGUGAGGAGCACCUAUUUCCUGGGAGUAAUUUCUGGUUCAGGUUUGCCGUCUGUGUUUAAUCUGUAAAGUAAAGGCUGGACCUUCCGUGUGUCGCUUUCUGACUUGUGGAAAAGUGACAGUUCAUCCCCGAAGCCUAAAGGAGCAAUUUUGUUCCUGUCGAUGAGAAUAAUCUCUGAUGUUCCUCCGACAUUUGAUAAGAUAAGAAAAACUUUAUUGAUCUCACAGAGGAGAAAUUCACGUUACGUCAGCUCUUAAGAAAACACACAAGGAGUGAGCAGGAUGUCUGUUACUGUGGCAAGAACUGAUGGGGUGACCGUCUUCACUUUGACCUCUGACCCCAAAAGUGCUUGUCCUCCAAUGUGCCAAAUUCUUAAAGGUCUUUGUUACAGCCCAGUGUGUUAUUCAGUCUCUCAGCAUCUGAGGAAGGCCCAGCGGAGCGCUCAGUCACUACUGGGGGCUCUGCAUAUCAUGACUGGCUUGCUCAACAUUGGUUUUGGAACAAUCCUCUUAUGUACUGGAGCAUGCUUGUGCGAGAUAUAUAUGACUAUGUUUCCAGUUUGGCUUGGAAUUCUGUAUAUUGCAUUCGGCAUCACGUGCCUUUUGUCUGAGAAGUUUCCCAGUCCCUGUCUGGUCGUCAGCAAUGUGAUUCUCAACCUGUCAGGAGUUGUUUUUGCCAUAGCAGCCAUCGUACUCUACUCCAUUAAUGUUGGCAAUAUCAGAAUGUGGUGGAUGUGUUCAAGUGACUAUUACUGGUACAGUUACAGAACCACAAACCCAACCGACUCACCUGAGGAAAAGAUGUUACUGGAAAAAUAUAAUGAAGGGAAAGCACUGGUUUUGAUGCUUGCGAGAAGCAUCAGUGCCGUGCUGCUCAUCCUGUCAGUUCUUGAGCUCUGCCUCACCAUCAGCUCUGCCGUCUUGGGAAUCAAGGACUUGAAGUGCUCUGAAAAGGAGCAAGAUAUGAUUGCUGAGAAUCCAGAGGACUACAAACCACUGCUGGAGGAAGUGACCACAAACUCUACACCCUAAAUAAAAAUCUCUGCAUUAUGUAAUCAGCUGCUAUACUGCUAGU